ACCAAUCUACAGCUUGCCCAAAUGAUCCACACGGCUACUACUAAGCAGUCCGAAUGGAUGGGCAACCUGAUCCAAAUGCAGGCCGCUCAUAUGGAACUAAUGGAACAAAUAAUGAGCAGGCUCAUUAAGCCUAAUCCAGCUCCUGCUCGGCCUGCCCCUGCAUCGUUUCCGCUCUUACCUGCUCCGCCUGCUCCAGGAUUCGCCCCUCAGUAUCCCCAUCUAGCUAAUCCGGCGGGAAAGAUCGAGUGUUUCAACUGCAAACAGCCCGGACAUUUUGCCCGAGACUGUCCGCAACCGAAAUGUAAUCAGCCUCCCCCUGCUGCGGCCCCUGUCGCCCUUAAUCAAGGACGAGUGACCGCUCUGAUGGACACGGACCAGGGAGGAGAGCUCAUAGCGUAUGCUCCAAAACAACCUUCCUCUUCAGCGAUAAUAGCGUCGACCUCAGGAGCUUCUUCCUUUGACGCUGCUGACGUGGUCGAUCCCCUCAAGUAUCUCCAUCUUGCCGGAAUGAUCGGAGCGAGCCGAUCGGCCCAAGAUGAUCUCGAGUGGGUCGAUCGUGAGUCCAAUCUUGGACCACAGUUUCGGACAGGAGAUAUUGAUGUAUUGAAAACGCUCAAGCAAUUAGAUAUUCGUGUACCUAUCCCAGCAGGACAUCUGCUUACCAUAUCUGAAGCAGCGAACGAUAAACUUCUACAACAUUGCGAGAAAAAUCAAAAGCGCUUCACCUAUCAGCGCAUACGACGGAUGUUGAAGAAGAAGGACGGAAACGAGAAGACUACACCUCCCGAGCCUGACACGAAAGAACCCGAAGCCGCACGAAUAGCAGCGAUCUCUUUAGCAGAAAAGGAUCACGUCGUACGAGUUCGGCCAGUACUAUGGAAAAGUGCGGAAUGUGACUGUGAAGUUUUGGGUAAACCGUUUAAUGCCCUAAUCGACACAGGGUAUUCUGCAGUGGCCAUAUCAUUGGAGACUGUUAAAAAGACGGAACGACUUGGAUCCAUUCUUCCUCAAUAUGGCAAACACAACUAUGUCUCUGCUGAUGAGGAAGCAAUGAACAUUGUCGGCAUUAUCGAGAACGUGGCGAUAAAGGUCGGGCGAGUACACGUCCUCGUUAACGCACUCGUAAUAGAUGUACGUUCUUACUCUGUGUUGUUAGGAAUACCUUGGGCAAUGGCGGUGGGCGCACGUCUGCAUUUCGAUUCGAGACAACUGCUAGAGGCGAUUUCGGCGAUCCUUGCCCAGGUCGGACCGAGCGGACUCGAGAGUGUAGUGGAGUAUGCAUCCAAAUCAGUGCUCGUCUGCAAGCGAUUUUACGCCGCUCCAACGGGUGAAUACUAUGCGGCUCUCUGGGGAAUCAGUCACUUCCGUGCUUACCUGUACGGGCGAAAAUUCACCCUGGUGACUGAUCAUGAGCCCCUGUUGGCUCUGAAGAAGUCGAAGGAUUACUCGGGCAUGAUCGAGCGAUGGGCAACGGUGCUGCAGAGCAUGGACUUUGACAUUCGUCAUCGAAAGCACGAGAGACACGGGAAUGCGGACGGACCGACACGACUGCACCGGCCUGAAAAGGUUCCAAAGGGUGAGGAGGUAAUUCCGUGGAACGAACCCGAACAGGAGAUCGGACCUCGGUACGACCAAGUGGAGAUCUUAUCGAAGCAGUAAGUGACACGAGGACUAAUUGUUAUGUUCUGCUCUCCCUGCAUCCCCUCCUCCUCUGCCACCAUGACUACCCCACUUGCCUCCACAACCCCUUCUUCUCCUACUAAUUCUGCCCCUCGUACUUCCUCAACUUUCUUCAGCACCCUCCCCGAUAAAUUCUGCUAUUUUUGCACCUAUAUUGCACAGGUUUACGGGGUCGACUGUCAUCCCUUCAAGACCGGAUUUGUCGAUUGGGUGGAAUGUGCCACGUGUGUCAAUCGUGCGCACGGAGCCUGCGUUCGAUAUCGAACGAGUAGCAAGGAAUGGAGGUGCCCCCUGUGUAGAACGAACAAACUCCCCACAGAGGUUCGAUUCGAGGCCGCCCGUACGGACGGUCCUGAAUAUGACAAAAAAUAUCGACGGGCGGAAGUCUGGACGGAUAAAAUUUUAUUGGCGAA
Chara braunii is the source of this 2093-nucleotide messenger RNA. The record is from the annotation of a GenBank genome assembly. NCBI's taxonomy places the organism in Eukaryota, Viridiplantae, Streptophyta, Charophyceae, Charales, Characeae.